AUGGACCCUGAUGAUGACUCCACCACAGAUUUUACAAAAAAUGAGCUCUUGGUAUUCAAGACUAGCUUUGCAAGACCGAAAUACGCUAACACUUACAGGAUGGAACCUUAUAGAAAAUGUGAGUCUCAUGUAGUAAGGAAGAGAGCUGAAGAUAUUCUAAAGCAGAAACUUCAAGAUUUCAAAUAUAUUGGAAUCAAUGGUGCCCCCACUUGUUCAGUUAUCUCCGAAGAUAUAUUAGCAGGAGUCAAGGAUCUGGGGUUUGAUCGUUACAAGUAUAUAGUUCAGGUAUUUCUUGUGGAAAAGACUGGUCAGUCAAUACAUAUUGCCAGCAGAUGGGUCUGGGAUGUUGCAAGAGAUACUUGGGUUGAAGCUCAAUAUGAAACUGAGAACUAUGUUAUGGUGGUUCUAGUAGUUGCUUCCUAUUUUGAGUAAUUCAUAAAUUAAUUUAUGGACAUUUAUAUAGCAACCUACUCACAACGACUUUAGAUGGCUUACAAACAGUAAGAAAGAAACAUUGUAGCAAUAUAUUGAGAUUUUAUUGUUCUAUUUGCUCAAAUAAAUGUAUUUGCUUUCAACUACACUACCAUUGUGACAAUUUUUGUGCAAAACAUUUAUGUCAAGGUGAUAAUCCUUGCUGCCUGUUCAGUAUUGAUAACCAAACAACUGGGUGUGUUACUGUCUAUAGGUAGUCCUUGGUUAAAGAUAAUUCGUUCAGUGACCAUUUAACAUUAUAAUGGUGCUGAAAGAGUGUUCAUUACAACUAGUCUUGAAUUUCUUGGUUGUCCAGCAUCUCUAUGGCCGCAUGAUUGCAAUUUUUUCAAUCCUGCAGCAUAAUCACAAUUAGUGACCUUCCCUGCCAGUUGAGUCCAGUUUAUACAUAUCCGUAUGGAACUAAAACUCUCAUCUGCUUAUAAUUUAUAAUCUUCAAUUUGGGCGAAACAGUGCAUCAUAGAAGUUUGAAUCAAAAGGGCUAACUUACAGAAUGCAUCCAAAAUCCUCAUUGCUCUCAUGGGAUUGAAAUUUGUUAAAGUUGUGGCCAUUUCAGCAGUUUCUGACUACAUUCCCCAGAAACCCAUAGGUUGCUUGGUGCAAAGGAAAAUGGAAAGAGGUGUAUCCCCAUCCUCUUUCCUCCCUCCCUCUGGCCCCUGUGCCCAAUCAGCUGGUGGCAGGACCCAUCAGGCAAGUGGCUAUUGGCUGUUUUGGAAUAGAGGCUGAAAUUUGAAAUCUCUUAACAACAGUGGCUAGUUUGGGGAAGGAACAAGAGAAUAGUUCAGAUGUCUCCUAGCAAGGUAGAGCUGAUUGGGAGGCACUGAUGUUUCCUUCUUGGAGGGAGGGGGCUCUUGGGGACAAACCAGAACAGGGAACAGGAGUGCAGUUUUGCCC
Molecule: messenger RNA, 1383 nt
Organism: Thamnophis sirtalis
Lineage: Eukaryota; Metazoa; Chordata; Lepidosauria; Squamata; Natricidae
Source: RefSeq, a predicted model, not a curated record